Xyrauchen texanus (razorback sucker) is the source of this 11036-nucleotide messenger RNA. Its product is annotated as helicase SRCAP-like. Gene Ontology annotation, cellular component: Swr1 complex. Bases 133 to 9342 code for a protein of 3069 amino acids. The transcript is spliced from 33 exons. The record is from RefSeq and is a predicted model, not a curated record. Lineage: Eukaryota; Metazoa; Chordata; Actinopteri; Cypriniformes; Catostomidae. Gene Ontology annotation, molecular function: ATP-dependent chromatin remodeler activity; ATP binding; DNA binding.
GCAAAACACGAAGCAGAAAUAGAACAUCGGACCCUUGCACUGAAACGUGAAGAUUUCUGUUCCCUAAAAAGUCUGUCUUAUAUAACAGAACCAGUUCAGCCCAAAGUUCAGUGGGAUUAUCUGUGUGAGGAAAUGCAGUGGCUUUCUGCAGACUUUGCACAAGAGAGUCGAUGGAAAAGAGGAGUGGCCAGAAAAGUAGUGCCGAUGGUGAUUCGCCACCAUGAGGAGGUGAGACAGAAGGAAGAGAGAGCAAAAUGUGAGGAGCAGGCCAAACUGAGGAGAGUGGCUUCUUCUAUUGCCAAGGAGGUCCGCGCCUUCUGGAGCAGCGUUGAGAAGGAAGCAGAAAUAGAACAUCGGACCCUUGCACUGAAACGUGAAGGUUUCUGUUCCCUAAAACGUCUGUCUCGUAUAACAGAACCAGUUCGGCCCAAAGUUCAGUGGGAUUAUCUGUGUGAGGAAAUGCAGUGGCUUUCUGCAGACUUUGCACAAGAGAGACGAUGGAAAAGAGGAGUGGCAAGAAAAGUAAUGCGGAUGGUGAUGCGCCACCAUGAGGAGGUGAGACAGAAGGAAGAGAGAGCAAAACGUGAGGAGCAGGCCAAACUGAGGAGAGUGGCUGCUUCUAUUGCCAAGGAGGUCCGCGCUUUCUGGAGCAGCGUUGAGAAGGUGGUCCAGUAUAAGCAACAGUCCAGACUGGAGGAAAAGCGGAAGAAGGCCCUAGAUCUCCAGCUGGAUUUCAUUGUGGGUCAGACAGAGCGUUACUCUGACUUGUUAAGUCAGUCCCUGCAGGCUGAUGCUGUACAGAGUUCAGAGGAUGCAGCACUCUCCAAACAAUCACAGCUGAAUGCUGUUGAUGAGGAUGAUAGAGACUUUGAGCCACCGUGUGAGGAGGAUGAUGAUGAUGAUGAUGAGACUAUAGAGGUAGAGGAGCAGCAGGAGGGAAAUGAUGCAGAAACACAGAGGAGAGAGAUAGAGUUACUGAGGCAAGAGGGCACUCUGCCUCUAGACCAGCUUCUCAGUUCUCUAACUCUCCCCCAGGAUAGUAACUUGGAAGAAGAGGCCUCAGAUGCUUCCUCGUCUAUAGUUGAAGAUGAAGACAAGGAAUUCAGUGCAAGUGAAGAAGAUGCGGAAGAUGAAGAGGACACUAUUGCAGCCCAGGAAAAGAUUGAAGGAGAUGGAGAUCAUGCAGAGGAAAUUGAUGACCUUGCUAGAGAGGGAGAAAUGAGCAUGGAUGAGCUGCUGGAGAAGUAUAGAGGAGCAUAUGCCUCUGAUUUUGAGGAACCCUCAGCAUCACCAGUCUCCUCAGAAGAAUCAGAAGGAACUGAGGAGGAGGAGGAGGAAGAGACUGAAGGAGAAGACAGCAUUGAUGAUAGUGGCACCUCCUCAGAUUCCCAAGCGGCUGUAGACCGUGUUGAAGAAGAAGUUGAAGAUGGGGAGGUGCAGCAAAGUGAAGAAGAGGAUGAUGAUGUGGGUGAGGGAAUGGAAGUUCUGCUGAGAGAGGGAGACAAUAGUCCCACUGAACCUACAUCUCCACAACCCAAGAAGGAGAUCAGCCACAUUGCUGCUACUGCUGAGAGCCUUCAACCUAAGGGAUACACAUUGGCAACAACAAAGGUCAAAACUCCUAUUCCUUUCUUACUUCAUGGUACCCUGCGUGAGUACCAGCACAUUGGACUGGACUGGUUGGUCACCAUGAAUGAGAAGAAACUCAAUGGCAUUCUUGCAGAUGAAAUGGGACUUGGCAAAACCAUUCAGACCAUUGCACUGUUGGCACAUCUAGCAUGUGUAAAGGGUAAUUGGGGUCCACAUCUGAUCAUUGUGCCCACCAGUGUAAUGCUGAACUGGGAGAUGGAGUUGAAACGUUGGUGUCCAGGAUUCAAAAUCCUCACCUACUAUGGCAGCCAGAAGGAGCGCAAACUCAAGAGACAAGGCUGGACUAAGCCCAAUGCUUUCCAUGUCUGCAUCACCUCGUAUAAGCUGGUGUUGCAAGAUCAUCAGGCUUUUAGACGCAAGUCUUGGAGGUACCUAAUUCUUGAUGAAGCUCAGAACAUCAAGAACUUUAAGUCCCAGCGCUGGCAAAGCCUGCUGAACUUCAACAGUCAGAGGCGAUUGUUGCUCACAGGAACACCUCUCCAGAACAGUCUAAUGGAACUGUGGUCUCUCAUGCACUUCCUUAUGCCGCACGUCUUCCAGUCCCAUCGUGAGUUCAAGGAGUGGUUCUCCAACCCACUGACUGGCAUGAUUGAAGGAAGCCAAGAGUACAACGAGGGCUUGGUAAAACGGCUUCACAAGGUGUUAAGACCCUUUCUCCUGCGCAGAAUCAAAGCAGAUGUGGAGAAACAAAUGCCCAAAAAAUACGAGCAUGUUGUGCGCUGUCGACUAUCCAAAAGACAGCGUUUUCUCUAUGAUGACUUCAUGGCCCAGGCCUCGACACGAGAGACUUUGGCAAGUGGCCACUUCAUGUCUGUGAUCAACAUUCUAAUGCAGCUGCGGAAAGUAUGUAAUCACCCCAACUUGUUUGAUCCAAGGCCCAUUCAAUCUCCCUUCAUCACAAAGCCCAUCAUCUAUUCUACUGCCUCACUGGUUCAGCAGGUUCUUGAAACCUCACCUUUUGAACGCUGUGAUUUGUCCUUGUUUGACCUGGUUGGUCUUGAGCGACGUGUAUCUAGAUACCAGGCAGAUGUUUUCUUCCCUCAGAGGAAAGUGACACAUCAUCUUAUUCAGGAAAUUAUGGACUCCCCUAAUCCUCAUCCCAGACCAAAGCCUCUUCACAUGAAAGUCAACAGGAUGCUCCAGCCUCUUCCUAAGUCUGAUGGGUGCUCCACACUGAACAGCCCACGGCCCGUGUGUUCCACCACCACUGCUGUUCAGAUUCCAAAGCCACAUCUAAUCACAGAGGUCACCACUUCACAGGCUCUCUCCCAGCCAUCACAUCAAGUUUGCCCUGUUACUCCUGUCAUUGCACCGAGAGCUCCAGUGGGUCCUAGCACUGUCCCGUCCAGUGCUGCAGUUAGGCCUCCAGCCCCCCACCCAGUGACUAUACACCCCUCAGCACCCUCUAGUGUCCCAGCUGUGGCUACUCCCCCUAAGCCACCAAGCAAUCUCCUUACUCAGCGGGUUCUUCUCAGCCCAGACAUGCAGGCUCGGUUACCAUCUGGAGAGGUGGUGAGUAUUGCUCAGCUGGCCUCUCUGGCUGGUCGGCCAGUGUCGUCCUGUCAGGGCAGUAAACCUGUCACCUUCCAGCUUCAGGGCAACAAGCUUACACUCUCUGGGACUCAGCUGCACCAAGUACCUGUGCCUAAACCACGACCCAUCCAAGGAAAGGUAAUGCAUCUGGUUUCCAGUAGUGGGCAGCACCACCUAAUUAGUCAGUCAGCUCAGUUGGCAGUUCUUCACACUGUUAGGCAGUCAGUCCCAUCAACCAUGGUAAGUGGACCUGGAAUUGUAAAGAUUGUUGUUCGCCAGGCAUCAAGUAAAGACGUAGGAUCAGUCCACACUCUGGCUGUGCCGCCUCCUCGUCCUGCUCCUCAGUCAGUCACCCUUCACCCACAUGGGACCCCAAUCCCCGUUCUUAGAGCACCCACUUCUUCACAGCCCCCACAACAGCCUCUGGUUUAUGCUGCUCCACCUCAAACUGUUGCUUUAUCUCAGACUCCACCCACCCGCCCUGUGUUGAGAGUCUUACAAGGACCAGCACCAGAACCAGUAGCGAAGGUGAAAUCAUCAUCAGGAUGCGAGGACAGUGGUAGUGAUGUUAUUACUUUGCGCAUGAGCACUUCUAAGCCUGCAUCUUCAUCUCAGAGCAGUGGGUCAACAUCUCUGCGUCCCCGCAUUCAGCCGCCACCUCCACCACUAUCCCCCUUCUACAUGUCAUGGCUUGCAGACAGCCAAAAGGCUCAACGAGAUGGACGAAUCUCUCAAAUAAUUCGCAUCAACGAGCUGCACUGCACUGCUAAGCCUGCGUAUGGCCGUGAGGUGCUGGACUUUUUAACCUUCCUCCCAGGCCCUUCUCCUUCCCCAGCACAUCCUGUUCUGGACAACUGGACUUUCUCUGGUUACAGCUCCUGCCUCACUGCUCAAUCAUACCAUCACAGAGAUUUCCUGGAAAAGAGUGAAGCCCUGAAAGAAGCCAUCCAUAACUCGGAGGAGAGACUUAAACAUCUCUCUGAGGUCAUGGACAGGUUCACUUUUGUUAUUCCUCCAGUGGACGCAAAACCUAUCACCAUGCACAGCUGUCACCCACCUCCCUCCCUUAGACAUCAGCAGGCUGUUUUCUCCUCAUUUUUAUCUUCCCAGCUCUCUCCACUCACACAUACGCUCCAUCGCAUUCAGUGUAGCAUGAGGACACAUUUCCCUGAUUUAAGGCUUAUUCAGUAUGACUGUGGUAAACUGCAGACACUCCACCUCUUGCUUAGAAAGUUGAAAGCAGGAUGGCACAGAGUCCUCAUCUUCACUCAAAUGACUCGCAUGCUGGAUAUACUUGAGCAAUUCCUCAACUACCAUGGACACAUCUACUUACGGUUGGAUGGGAGUACACAUGUAGAGCAGAGACAAGCCCUGAUGGACCGCUUCAAUGCAGACCGUCGCAUAUUCUGCUUUAUUCUCUCCACCCGCAGUGGAGGUGUAGGUGUUAAUCUGACAGGAGCAGAUACAGUGGUGUUUUAUGACAGUGAUUGGAACCCAACCAUGGAUGCCCAGGCUCAGGACCGCUGCCACAGAAUUGGACAGACGAGAGAUGUCCACAUCUACAGGCUAAUCAGUGAACGUACAGUUGAAGAAAAUAUUUUGAAAAAAGCCAAUCAAAAGAGGAUGCUGGGAGAUAUGGCUAUUGAAGGUGGAAACUUCACCACAGCCUUUUUUAAGGAGCAAACUAUCAGAGAGUUGUUUGAUUUGUCAGACGAAGAGAGGAAAGAGGCUGAGUUGAGGGUGUCACAGUCAAUUGAUGAUGAAUCCAUAAAUAAACAACAAACCACCAUUUUGGAACAGGCCCUGUGUCGAGCUGAGGAUGAAGAGGAUAUAGUGGCUGCAUCGCAAGCCAAGGCUGAGCUGGUAGCUGAGCUUGCAGAGUUUAACGAGCACAUUCCUCUGGAUGAUGGUGACAGCAGAGACCAGGAAGAGGAGGAGCUUUCCAAGGCUGAGCAAGAAAUCGCUGCCCUAGUUGAACAGCUCACUCCCAUAGAGCGAUAUGCUAUGAAUUUCCUUGAGGUUUCUCUUGAAGACAUUUGUAAAGAGGAGCUGAAGCAGGCAGAGGAACAGGUUGAGGCUGCAAGGAAAGGUUUGGACCAGGCAAAGGAAGGUUUGAAACUGCAUCAGUCAUCUGACAGCGAAGAAGAGGAUUGUCUACCACCAAGUACUGAGGAACCAACUUCUGCCCACCACCCUCGCAAACAUAAAGAGAAAGGUGCUCCCUCAACAAGGGUCAGCGGCAGGCUUAGAGGGACUCCUGCUGAUGAUAUAUCCCUUACACAGCCAUCCCCAGAUAGGGAGAGAGGCAGACAAGGUGCUUGGAUUAACUCUGAGCCCAGUAUAAGCCAAACCACAGGGCUCAGCUCCACACACAUGUCACCCUUACAAAGUGAAGUGCCUGAGAAGCGUUGCAGUGGUCUGCGAGGUCGAGGGGCACCAAAAGAAUCUGUGUUCCCCACAACAGCAGAAAACCAGAAAGUUCAAACCAGCCAGCAGCUGUCAGAUUCAGCAACCUUGUCCCCUGAAAUGCAGGGUUCAGAUACAAAAAUCAGAUAUGUGCCACCCUCCCACCAUUUGCCAAUCUCCCCAUCAAGCUCCAUGCCUUCAGCUGCUGGAUCUCCUGCAAUGGACAAAAACUCAACUGGGCACCAGUUCUCUUUUUCUGCCUCAUGCAGAGAGGACAGUGAAGAAAAUGGGGGAGAGGCACUGUCUGACAGUGCUCAGUAUAGUAGGAGAGAUAGAAGAACAUCUGCAUCUUCAGACUCCAUCUAUUCCCAAGAGCAUUCAUCUGGACAGGAUGGUCAGCUUUCCCUUUCUCCCACGCUGGCAUCACCAAACUCUCGCUCGCCAAGAAAGCGGCAGUCUGCUGAAAUUGAGAUCCUCAAGAGCCUUCCAGAAGAUUCUCCAUCAGCCAAGGUACUUCGGAAACUUCCAGGUCGACUAGUCACAGUGGUUAUGGAGAAGGAGCCAAGACAGAGGAGAGUGAGUGGAAGUGGAGGAGCACAUACUGAGGGUUCAUCAGAGGAGAUUGAACAGGUGGAGACAGUUCAAGACCCAGGCUCUCACUCUUCUGAUGGAGCAAGUCAAACUGUUAAAGACUCUCCUCCCAAAUCAAUCCCCACAUCCUUAGCUUCCUCCCCACCACCACGAGAGCAAGAACAGGUCUCUCCAUCACAGUCUAGUACAGGGAGAGGACAUCACCCCUGUUCCCUAACACACCAUUCACCAGACAAGCCUGUUCUGCGCAACUUACCAGUGCGUCGGAGGCUAGAGACAGAGUCUCGAAUAGCUGCACAGUUAGGAGAGCAGUUUGCAAUUAGAUAUAGAGAGCUGGAUAAGAGAUCUGCUUUGUCACCAAAGAAACAAUAUACUAAUUCAGACAAGGGCAGUGUUGUAAAUUCCACUGUUCAAAAUGACUCAAAUGUGAUUAAUCCUAUACCAGUGAAGCGCAAGAGGGGCAGACCUCCUAAAACACCCCCAAUGGCACCAGAACUGCCAGAACAGAAUAUACCCAUAACCCAAAAAAUAAGUCUUGAACAGAGUUCACCUCACUCACCAAAACGGAAAAGGGGUCGUCCCCGCAAAGACUGCACCUCAAGGACAGCAUUAACUUGUAGUGCCGGGCAACAGCCAGACCCAGCUACAAGCUCAUCUCCAACUUCUACGGGAGCUCCCUUUUCCCUAGAGCCAAACUUGUCAACAUCCAAUAUUACACCUGUGACUUUGUCCACUGAUAGCAAAACUCCACCAAUAUGCUCUCAAACUGUCAACCCCACUUCGCUCUCAAAAGCUGCUGAAAUGUCAUCACCUCCUCAACCAGAUUCCCAAACAAACCAAACCACUACAUCUGUGCUUGGGAACUCACAAAAUAAUACUCCGUCUACAUCAGAAUUUUCUAAUAGUGAUACUUACAACAGUCCAAGCCCCUUAAUUGCAUGCAUUGUCUCUCAAACUAGUACAUUUAAAACUCCACACAGCACUUCUACAGCUAGUGUCUCUCAGAACUGUACAGCUUCUUCCACUACACUACAGCUUCCAACUCCUUCCAAAGUGUCUUUAGCUAAUAUAGUCCCCAUCCAUGCCCAACAACAUACCAUUUCUACUGUAUCUGUACUCUCUCGGACCAAUCAAAUUACUGCGCCUUCAGAUAUUUUAAUGGUCUCUGGUGCAGAUGUAGAAGCUGAACUUUAUUAUUUCACUGCUAAUCAGAGAAUAGAUCAUUUGCAGCACUCAAACCCAUCAACUCAAGUGGCUUCAGAAUUUUUAGACCGAAUUAAUAUCACUGCAGGCUCUCUACGGGCCUCUGUAGAAUCCAGCUGUAAUACAGCUGUAUCUUCUGCCCCACAUCAAACAUCCACCCAACCCAAUCCUGUGCCUGCUUUGACUUCUGGUACUGAGACAGAAUCUUCUUCAUUUAAGACAGUGGCACCAGAAGCCUCUGUUACACCUACUGUGUCAACGGUUGUCCAGCAGUCUACACCUAAGCCUGAUCAAACAUCUGCUCCUCCCUUACAUCAUCAAACUACACCAGUACAAACAGCAAAAUAUUCAACACAUUCUUCACUCACAUCACACCAAAUGACUUCAACUUUUGUACAAUCUCCAUCUUCCCCUAAGCAGACAACAACCGAUUCCCUGCCCACAUCCAACUAUAGAGAUACAGAUUCUUCUCAGCCCCAAAACAUGCCAAUGGAGACUGUGGCUGAUAAUUAUGAAGGCCAAAAGGAGGAGGUACUAAAAGAGCAAAUUGAAAUUGACUGCAUUGGUGAGGAUGUCGCAGGAGAAAAAGACAGUGUCUUGUCUCAGCCAAAAACAAGGAAAAUGGAUGUUGCCUCAGUCUUCGAUAUUGUGACCCAUGAUGCUCUUAAGAGUAAUGAACCUGAUAAACCAUCAGAGGAGGACAGUCAUAGAGAAGACAAAGAGACCAGAACUUUGGCCAAAAAACGAUGCAUCAGUAGGAAAAGUAGCCAGGAGUCAGUUUGCUCCUCUUCCCCAUCUUCUGUAUCUUCCUGUGGCACAAGAUCAUUUCGAUCCAAAAAGGCUGGAGAGGGUAUGAGGCCAGCAAAAAGGAAAAGGAAGGAUAUAAAGUAUGAAAAUGAGAAAACAGUGGACACUCCUGCCCAAAAACACCUGUCCAACUCUUCCUCUUCCUCCUCUUAUUCAGAGUCCGAGGACUCUAAUAGCAGAAAUAGAUGUCUAACAAGAUCAGCCCAAAGGAAACUGGAGAAAGAUGGCAAAAUUACAAAAAAUUAUGAGAAUAGCAAGAGGCAAAAGGGGUGGUCUGACAAGAAGGGUCAAACCACCACUACAACAGAAGUGGACUCAAGUGGGGAAACCUGUUCAAGAGUUAACCGGAAAUCCACAGGCCCACAGUUUGUCUCUCAAUUCAACAUUUCACCCUCCCCUGAACCUGAGGUACUGGGCAAACGUUGUUCAGCCCUUAAUGCUGCAGCCAAGCUUUUGGCAAUGAGGGUAAGAGGACCAGAUACACCCAGCCCCAAAUUUAAGGCUGCUGGACAGAAAAACAGGCCACUUUCCUCUGAAAAGAGCAGUAAACUCAAGGGUAAAACAGGACAGGACUCUCCCAAGACACAUAACAGUAAGGAAGAGAGUGGCAGACAGACCCCAAAUCAGUCCUCUUCUGCUGCCCGAUCCACUCGGCAGCGACCAGGCAGCCUUGUACCCCCUUUGGAAACUGAAAGAGUUAAAAAAGAGGAGAAGAAAAAUAAAUCUGAUCUGAAGGAUGAAAGUGACAAUGAAAAUAGAGAGACCAGGUCUUCAAGAGGGCAUAGUGCCUGUAGUAGUGUAAGCAGUGAAAGAGGAUCAGGCAGUAGCAGAAGUCGGAGCAGUAGUAGCCAGCGCACCCAUAGUCUGGGCUCAGAGAGUACAGAGCCCCCCCGUUCCAGAGCACCAUCGUCUGGUAGUGAUACAGAGAGACGCAAAAGGAUUCAGGGGAAGAGUGGUGGAGGCAGAGGCAGAGAGAGCAGAAGAGAGAAGAGGUUCCAGAAGCAUGACAAACCUGAACUGAGUGCUGGGUCAAGUGAAGGGACCCCAGACAGGGUUCUCAGGAGUGUAGCUGCACUGGCAGCAGCUCAGGCACGUACACCAGCCAGUAACACACGCUCUUCAUUCUCUCAACACCGACAUUCUAAGACGUGAUAGGCAGAAGAUUAUCUCUAGGUGUAAACAAGGAAUUAGAUGAGAACUCGUGAGAGGAGAGAAGGCAGAUUUUAUGGAUUCGUGGAAAGGGGGUCAGUUUGGUUGAAGACCAUUGUUUUAGCUGUAUGAGAGAAGACCGAAUAAAGAGAUAUGUUGCACAUUGUGGUUUAAUCUGACCUCGCAUUUAAUGCUCUGUCAGCUAUCUUAAGCCAUUUACAGUGUGGAAAGCGUCUAUAGAAUCAGACGAAUGAUGAUGGAGAUAUGGUCACUUAUUUAAAAAUGUGUCCUAAUAAUUUGAUUAAAACAAGAUAUUUCACCCUACCACUAAGACUUUGGAACUUGGAAGUAGGUGGAAAAGAGGCAAGAUUUAUUAUUUGUUCACACUAUGUACUGUAAUCAUAAAGACUGGAAGAUUAUGUAAAGUACAUAGUGUGAACAAAUAAUAAAUCUUGCCUCUUUUCCAGGCAAGAUUAUGUAAAGUACAUGUUAGAAGAUUGGUCGCAUAGAUUAUACACUUUUUUUUUUUUUUUUUUUUUUUUUAAACAGAGUAUACUAGUGCUGCAAAUGGUAUUGAUGGGGAAGAAAUUGAUUGGAAGAAAUUAAUGCUACAUUUAUCAUUUAGUAGGGAUUGUACAAUUGUAAAAGUUUUGACUGUUGCAUUCUGAAAAAUGUUUGUCAGCUGUUUUGACUAUUGUUUGUUUCAAGUCAGUUGAUGAAUUAAGAAAAUUCUUUAUCUUCCAGGGUAUGAAGAAGAGAGCAGGUCUUUAAGGUUUGUUUUUGUUUUUUGGCUGCACUAUGCUGGAUUAUCUAUUUGCUUGAAUCACAUGUUUUAUGUAAUGUCUCAGUCCAUUACUUUUUAAUUCUGAUGCUGCCUGCUUUUCCCCAUAUGCACAUCUGAAAUGUCUCAUUUGAAUGCAUUGUAAUUUAGGUUCUUUUUUGGAGAGAUUUUCUUUUAGAACAUCAACCUGUCAAUACAUCUUUACUGGUACAUCAAGCUACAUUCUACAUUCUCUCUUUGCGUAUCUCUUGAGCUUGUGAUAAAUAUAUUGAAAUUUGCUUGUCAUUUGCUUUAUUAGCAGUACAGAAAUGGGAGACAACCUCUUGUUAUUUUUCUUCACACUUUCCCAGUGUUAGUUAUUAUGAUCAUCUUUACACAUUAAAUUGUAUUCUCAAAGCCAGAAUCUAAAAUGAGUUUGAUCAAAUGAGAGUGCCUGUUGAUCCAUGCAAGGGGUCCAUGUUAAUUUACAGAGGUUUGGACAUCUGUAGUGCUUUAAGUGUAAUAAGCUUUUCCAUCCUUCAUCAUAAAAACACAUUUCAUGUUUAUGUGCAAGUACAACCAAAACUCAGAUCAGUUCAUCAGUGAUUAUUGCUACUGUUAGCUUUUUUAUUUCUAGGGUAUUGGCCCUUUUUAAUGAAGUGGUUGAUGCUGGCCAGGAGACACCUGAAAGAGAAAGAACCUCUUGGGAGAAAUAUUUUAUUGCUGAGAAUUGGUAGUCAAGUGAGUUGCAAGAUAGCUUCCUUUGCCAUUUUUGGACAGAGAGAUGUUUUGAGGGUAUUAGUAGAAUUUGGUGAUGGUCUUAUUUUCAUUUUCGUUUGUCUAUUCUAAUUUGUUACAUUCCUUAUGUUCCCUUGUAAUUCCACAUUGUUUUACUUGAAAGAUUGAAACAAAAAUGUAAGUUGAAUAAAAAAAGACC